CUUAAAUAUACGGAAGCCCGGGCAGACGAGUUCGACUUAAACAAGACGAGUUGUAAAUGGUUGUAAGUCGAGUUAUUGAUAUACAAGUCGUGUUCGUAUACAUGACAUAACCCCAAACUUUUGUUUACAUCACCUGUAUUACAACAGCAGCAGCUUAAAGAUAAUUCGUAUGGUAUCAUCUCAUUCCAUGAUACAUCCUGAUAUAGGGCAUAGAGCCAUAUAGAGGUAAAUAUGGUUGAUAGCGUCUAUAUUCGUUGAUCAGGUAUAUGCCUGAAAAGUCAGCACCUGGUCAGCACACAGCACAUUCAGCGUCUGUCUGGUCUGUUAAAGCAUCAAUCAGAUUGUGAUGACAUUUGGCUAAGAAGUGUAAAUAUAGAGAAGGAACAUUGUAUUGUUUUUUAACAAACGUUGAACAAAAGUCUUACAGACAGCAGUUCAUUCAGAAAAAAUUAUUAUCGAUCAAACAUUUUUGUGUCGCAAGGAAAUGACGUAUGGAUUCCAAAAAAAAAUUCAAUAAAAACAGGUAUUGGAAGAAAAAAUACCAACCGCGAAAUGGAGCUGUUGAUGUAAAUAAGCCAUCCAACAUUAAAGUAAUAGAAAAUGUGAGUCAAUCAGAAGAAUUAGAAAAUGAUUUUACCUUGAAGCAACCUGUACCCAAGGACGGAUGGUUUCCAGAGUCUGAAUCAGAUGAAUCUAGCGACUUGGAGGAUUUCUCAUCGUUGAUCAAAACAAGUAGUCACAAGCAGAGUGAAAAAAAUUGGUUCGACAAAGAACUAGAUAACGUUCAAGUAGCCUCAGAUGUUGCCGUUGAUACAAAAAACAUCGAAGGCAAUGAAAAUUUACCAAAAUCGGUCUCAAAUUCCAAAAUAGUCAACAGUAUUUUAAAAAAAGUUGUAAAAGAUAAAAAAUUAUGUGAUGGUGCAGAUGAUGAAGAAAAAGAAUUGGAUUUUCUGCUGUCAUUAAGAGAACCAGUAUACACUGGUUCAGUUUUUUUAAAAAAAGAAACAAAAGUCGUUGCUACAAAUUCUGCAGAAAGGAAACCAGUCAAAUCAAUAGAUCUAGAAAAGUGGUUAGACUCUGUAUUAGAUGAUUAGCUACCAGACAUCUGUACAAAAAUAUGGAAUACUCUCCCUUAAUUAAGCAUCUUGUAAUUGUCACAUUGCUCUUAAAAUUAGUUAUUAUAUCAGUUUAAAACUGAUACAAGAUAUUCAUGCAUAUAGUCAUAAACCAC
Copidosoma floridanum is the source of this 1231-nucleotide messenger RNA. Its product is annotated as ectonucleoside triphosphate diphosphohydrolase 5. The record is from RefSeq and is a predicted model, not a curated record. Gene Ontology annotation, molecular function: hydrolase activity. Lineage: Eukaryota; Metazoa; Arthropoda; Insecta; Hymenoptera; Encyrtidae.